Messenger RNA from Megalopta genalis, 5981 nucleotides. It is a transcript of the gene Alk, whose product is annotated as Anaplastic lymphoma kinase. Lineage: Eukaryota; Metazoa; Arthropoda; Insecta; Hymenoptera; Halictidae. Gene Ontology annotation, cellular component: plasma membrane; signaling receptor complex. Gene Ontology annotation, molecular function: ATP binding; protein binding; transmembrane receptor protein tyrosine kinase activity. The record is from RefSeq and is a predicted model, not a curated record. Gene Ontology annotation, biological process: positive regulation of kinase activity; protein phosphorylation; cell surface receptor protein tyrosine kinase signaling pathway.
CGAUCGGUGGUUGCUGAACCACCCGCCGCGCUCGGUCCACGCGUAUACGCGCGAAGAGACGCGCUGGUGCCUGUGCGAGCCGUGCCGCUACCGUUACUGUUGCUUCCGACACCUCGGGCAUUCGAGAUUUCCCGACUGAAACGGAAACUCCCCGGCGAGGGAUCAUCGGUCCCGACUCCUUCGACGGCUCCUCCCGUCGACAAAGGCGGCCCCGAGAGCACCAGAUCGACCGAGAAAAAAGAACGGACGGACGGACGGGGAUGAAACACUGAGGGAGGAAGAGAGAGAAAGAGCGAGGGAGAGACAGAGACAGAGAGAAAGAGGGAGGGAGGGGGGGGGCAGAGGGGCGACAUUUAUCGAUUGUCGAGGUGAGACGAGAUACGGGACGUGCUGGAUUCGAGAGUGCGAGAUCUUCCGCCGUGACAGAAUCAAUUUGCGUGGACCACGCGUGCCGAAAUCGUCAUCCGGAUGACUCUGUAAACCGGUGAUCCGUGUCAUUCGUUACCUCGGUUGAUGGUGGUUCUCGGUGGACCGACCGAACGAGCUGCUGGGCUGACGGAUCAGAGACACCGACGACGCGGUGAAAGUGUGUGAUCGGUUGAUAUAACGCGGUUGUUGUACGUGCGAUCCGAUGGUACGUUUCCCGGCGAUACCUGCCACCGAUCGGCUCACCUGAUCGAUGAUAUAUCGAGCGGCUACACGAAGAAACCACGGAGUAAUGAUCAGAGGUACGCGGUCUGGGGUGCCGACCGCGAAUUCGAGACAGGCGUGUCACAACACCGGACAUGACUGCCGAUGUAGAUUUCGCUUAACCGGCGACCUAGUGUUGAGGAUCCUUCUCGGCCUUUGCUACAUCACCGGCACCUGUUGCGACUGGAAGGAAAGAAUGCCGCAAGGAACCAAGAAGAUACAAUUUGAUCGCAGUCGAACGCCCGAGCUCGGCUACUGCGAUUUCGAAAGCGCUUGUAAUUCCUGGUGGAAUGUAACAAUACCCUUCAAACGAGUUACCCCGGACCGUAGCGGAUUCGGGCCGAUGACGGAUGCUAGUAACUCGGUACACGGACACUAUCUGUGGUUUACUGGCAGUGGGAAUAUACAACUGUGGUCUUCUACGAUCCCUCGAACAAGCCCACGAUGUAUGUUGGAAUUAGCUUUAUAUCAGGUCGAAAUGAACGAUGGUGUUAUCAAUUUAGUCAUAAUUACAAAUAAUACAAGCUCAAUUACUGGCGAAAAGCAAGGGAAUAAUCGUGCAAGGUGGGAGAAAUUAUUAUUUAUUUUAGGCGCAAUUAGUCAGCCGCACCAACUCUUACUGGAAUUCUUUAUACCCCAUGAGAACUCAAGCGUCGGUGUUGAUAAUAUUCGUUUGAUCGAUUGUUUUCAACAAACGCCAUUGGUAAGAACGGUCUGCACGAAAGACAUGUUUCGGUGUAACAAUGGCACGUGUUUAAACAAUACGCAGAUAUGCGACCUAAUAGAAGACUGUCCCGAUGGCGAAGACGAAAAGCAGAACUGCGACAAAAUUCCAAAGAAUGCCAGAUGUAAUUUUGAAGACGGAUGGUGUGGUUGGAAGAACGUGUCUGGAAAACUUUUAAAUUGGACACUUCACAGGGGUGCGACACCGUCUGGCAAAACUGGACCUAGUCACGAUCAUACAUUCCGCAAUCAGUCUGGAACGUAUGCAUACGUAAACGUGUCUAAAGCCCUUGGAUUGGGAAGCUCUGGUACCAUUGAGAGCCCAUUAUACAAUCCGACACCGCUCUACAGCAGCGAUAAGAAAAGUCCAUAUUAUAGAUCGUGUCAAGUGCGUUUCUUCUACCAUCAAUUUGGCAGGCACAGCGGUUCGCUAGGACUGUAUUUAGUUCAAAAGAAACCUCAUCAAAAGCAUUCGGACGUACUUUGGUGGUCUUACGGCGAUAAAGGCGAUGUUUGGUACAGUCAGGCCAUCGCUUUGCCGGAUAUACGAUACAGAUACUCCCUGCAAUUUGAAGUAAGCAGAGGUAUAUCGUCAACGGGCGACGUUGCGAUUGACGAUUUCUCUUUGAGUCCCGAAUGUUUCGGCAUUGGGGUUCCUCCGGAUGUCGUAGGAGAUUUUAAUUAUUCCAACCCUGUCAUUCCAGACGUGGAAACAAUACCAGGCCAACACGCAGAUUUUAUGAACAAGACUGUUAUUCGAAUUACAACUUGCGGGGCCAUAGGAAGAACAGGUCCAACCGCUGAACAAUGUGCCGAGGAGUAUAAUGGAACGAACAUGGCCUUCGACCCAGCACUACUACGACUAGACGAAGAUAUGGUGCAUUUAAAUGGCGUUCAACGAUGGAUGGCGCCCAGCUAUGGCUAUUACACGUUAAUUGGACUGGGUGCGCGUGGAGGUAAAGGAUCUAGUGGGAUGGGCGAAGCGUUGGGUGCCCUUGUUCGUGGAGUGAUCGAACUAGAAAAGGGUGAUGAGUUAUAUUUCAUGGUAGGACAACCGGGAAUAGACGCGUGUCCUAAAAACUUUAGACUGAAAACAGACAGUUGUCAAACUGCUGAACAAACAAAUGGGACAGAUAUUUCGGGAUUUACUUCUACUAUACGGGACGUGAAGAAAUUUAAGAUAAGAGAUGGUGGUGGUGGUGGUGGUGGAGCAACGUAUAUCUUUAGAUUGAAAAAGAAUGGUGUGCAACAACCGAUACUCAUAGCUGGUGGUGGCGGCGGUAUAGGCCUCGGCCAAUUUGUUAAUACCGGUGUACAGCAUGGACGGGGACCAGUGCCAUCUGGAAAACAGCCAAUUCCUAGUCCGGUUCUUUCACACGAUAACGACGGCGUAGGUGGCCCCGGCGGCGGGUGGAAUUGGUCAUCAAGCGACGACGCGGUUCAACGAACUACCGAUGGAACAGCUUUAAUUCGGGGUGGCAUCGGAGGAAUUGGUUGCGGUCCUGAAAAUCACGACCACGGUAAUGGUGGAUUCGGUGGCGGAGGUGGUGGAUGUCGUACAGGAGGCGGCGGUGGUGGUUACAUAGGCGGCGACACGGGCCACACGGAGUCCUCGAACGGUGAAGGUGGUUACUCGUACGCUAGCAGUGAGCUGAUACUCGUUCAAUUCCGACCAGGAGUAAAUCGCGAGCCCGGCGAAGUGUACAUUAUUCAAGCUAUCAGUGGAUGCGGCUGUGAUUACCGUUGCAUCGCCCUUGACCAGUAUCUCAGCGAGACAAAAUGUUUGUGUCCACCGGGGUGGUUGCUUAGUAACGACAUGAAAUCCUGCGUCAUGGCAGACGACUCUAAGGGAUCGCAUCAAACGUUCAUGAUUCUGUGGAUCACUCUAAGCGUCUUCCUAGUGCUCGCUUGCUCCACCCUCUGCCUAGUAAUUUAUAAUCGUUACCAAAGUCGAAAGGCGCUCUCACAUCGGCGACAAGUUAUGUUCGGCAAUGGUACAGAGUUAAGGUCGUUGCAGGCCGUUACCGACACCAUGAUGACCGAGUUCAAUCCGAACUACGAAUUCGCUGGGAAUCUUUACAGUUUUAAAGAUUUACCGCAAAUACCCCGCGAUUACAUCCACUUGGUAAAGCCCCUGGGUCAAGGUGCCUUCGGCGAAGUAUUCCAAGGUAUUUACAAAUACAGUCGCGAAGAACACCCAGUCGCCGUGAAGACUAUACCUCCUUCGUCCACACCCCAAACCGAAGCCGACUUCAUGAUGGAGGCAUUGAUAAUGAGCAAAUUUAACCAUCCUAACGUCGUUCAUUUCAUCGGCGUUUCCUUCGACAAGAAUCCGAAAUACAUUGUCCUGGAACUGCUCGCUGGUGGUGACCUGAAGAAUUUCCUUCGGGAAGAAAGACCACGCGCGGAUCGGCCUACGUCGUUGGCGAUGAUGGAUCUCAUAAUGUGUGGCUACGAUGUUGCGAGUGGCUGCAAGUAUAUGGAAGAGGCCCGGUUUAUCCACCGGGAUAUUGCAGCCAGAAAUUGUCUACUUACUUGCAAGGAAGCCGGACGGGUUGUGAAAAUCGCGGACUUUGGCAUGGCGAAGGAUAUUUACAGGAGCGAUUAUUAUCGAAAAGGAGGCAAGACUAUGUUGCCUAUAAGGUGGAUGCCGCCGGAGAGUUUCUUGGAUGGAAUAUUUACAACGAAAACUGACGUUUGGGCAUUCGGCGUUUUAUUAUGGGAGAUCAUGUCUUUCGGAUACAUACCUUACACAGGAUGUAAUAACACAGAAGUCACAACGAUGGUAACAUUAGGUGGUCGUUUAGAAAAGCCAGCGGGUUGUCCCGAUCCUAUUUACGGCAUAAUGACGCGAUGUUGGCAUCCACGGCCAGAGGACAGGCCUAGUUUUGCAACUAUUGUUGAAAGAAUCGGUUAUUGUUUACAAGACCCUGACGUAACAAAUCAUCCAGUGCCUAAGUUUGACAUAUUACCAAUUUGUCAGCACGAAAUAACGAUCAUGAGACCGGACCCGGAAGCGGAGUGUAUCAACGUGCAAUCCGAACUGGAUGCGCGUGGCUACAUGCAACCUAAAAUCAUUGAUCCACGAUCAGCGAGUCAACGCAUGGCUCAAACUGCCGCUAGCGACGUAUCGUCGGAUCUUAGAAAUGCAAAUUCGAGUAUAAGAACGUAUCCGCAACCGACGGAUCGUCCGCACAGCAGAUUUCAAACCAAUCUAUACGACUCUAGUACAGAUACCUCUGAACAAACUUACGGCGGUAAUGCGAAUCGCGAUGGUUUCGAUGAUGAGAAUGACGAUACAGAGAGCAAAGAGAAGGCUGACAGCUCGAAGGAUCCAGAGGAGGAAAGUGAACAUCGAAUUUCAAAGGACAAAAGAAACGGUAACGAAAGCAUAACGACCACCGAUACCAAUUCCGACUCGUUGAUCGUUGCUUCCUCGGACACGCCGCCAGACACAACGAACUCGUCACCGAAUACACGUACCUGCUCUCCUAGCCACGCUGGCCUAAAUACAACCGCCACCGCUAAUGUAAACGGGAUGUUAAAGAAAACUUCCUUAAAAGCUGCUCUCAGCUUGGACCCAAGCGCAUUGUGCCGUGGCAAGAUACCGUAUGAGAAAAUAGCGUUCUCGCCGCAGAUCCAACGAUCGAGCACACCUGGAAGCAUGGAGAUUAAAAAGGAUCCUAUGGUUCGCCAGCUACCAAGAGAAGAGGAAUGCUCCUGCUGAGAUUUGUACAAAGGGGAGUGACAAGACUCCCCGGCCGGCGGUGUUGCGACGCGUGCGACCAUUACCAAAUCGCUGCGACGAUCCGCCACGAUAACGGCAGUAUCGAUAGCAACACGUGUUGCGGAAUCCUCGUCGCACAUGUGGAUACGAGACGAAGAGUAUUCGCGUCGAGUGCAUUCCCAAGAAACGCUUUUAUAAAUGGACACCGUGUCACAACCGCAAAAUCAAUUAACAACGAUUCGUUUGUACGUUCUCCUUUAUUUACUCAUGCAUACGUAUUACAUAUAUUUUAUAUAAUAUACACGUGUAUACAGGGUGUCCGAUUCCAACCCUCCCAAAAAGGGACACGCCGCGAAUCAUGCUCACACACGUUUCUUUGACCUCGCGACGGCAUUUCGAAAAGCCUCGCCGCGAUCGACUUUCUCGAACGGUUAACCGAGACUUUUUUGAUUUGGUAUUUUUGUAGCCGGUGAGACGGAAAGUUUUUCGAAACGCUAACUGUUCGUGUCCAUUGUAUCGGUUUAUUAUGUCCACGCGAGAGGGAAGACUUUAAUUGCGUUUAUUAAAUGGACGGAUGCGCGCCGUGCGCGCACGAACAAUAACCAUAGGUCGCUUUUUUGUCGCCGGCGGAUCUGUCGACGCCGGCGAUCUUCGGCGACGACGACGCGUCCACCCGACGACACAAGGAAUUGCAAUAACCGUCCGUUAUUAAAUUCAACUAAAUCUUUUUUCUCGUCGCGCGUAUCAGCACGCGGAACACAUUACACGCAUGCAUAAAUACGUAACGUACACACACACACACACACACACACACACACACACACACACACACACACACACA